AUGGAAGAUUCACCAGUGGAGCUGGAGCUGGAUCCCCCAACUAGCCAGCGAGCUGCCCCCCAUAAGAUCACAUCAGGAGGAAGGAAGUUUAAUACAAGGGCUCUGACGGUAAAGGACAUCGAGCGGGUGGUCCAGUUCAUCAGCUCCUAUGCCGAGGAGCAUGCAUUGGUGAUACCUGGUCGUGUCAGUGGGGUGAAGUGCCAGGACCCAAGGGUGCGCUUACUUCCUUCAUCUGAGACGAAAUCAUCAGUAUGGAGGAAAUAUCAGACUUACAUGGGGGAUAUGAACUCUACACGGAGACUUUCAGGUGAUCCAGAUUUUUGCAUCGUAAAGCAAGUGACAUUCACAAAGCUGUGGAGCCAGUACUGUCCCUUUGUGUUGACCACCAGACCAAAGACAGAUCUAUGCUGGGUAUGCCAACGCAAUAACAGUCUUGUUUACCAGAGCGCCAACCAGCUGGAUGGAGAAAAGCUCGCACAGCUGAGACGCCAGGAAGAACAUCUACGGGUUGUAAACAUGGAGCGUGAUCUCUACCGAUCCAUGGUUGCAGAUUGUAAGCAAGCUGUCGGAGAGGAACACCUUGGUCUUCAUCAGCCAGCUUCUCGACGGGGGACAGCUCACUAUAGUUUCGACUUUGCUCAGCAAGUCCAUUACCCUCACAAUCCAAACCAGCCGGGCCCCAUGUAUUUUCUUUGCCCUCGCAAGUGCGGCAUAUUUGGAGUUUGCUGUGAAGGAAUCCCUGAACAGGUAAAUUACCUAGUGGAUGAGGGUAUGUCGUCAUCUAAAGGAUCUAAUGCGGUCUUGAGUUAUUUACACCAUUUUUUUCUUCACUAUGGCCUGGGUGAGGAGAAUGUUGAACUCCACUGCGACAAUUGCUCGGGGCAGAACAAGAACAAUUUUGUAAUGUGGUACUUUGUCUGGCGAACACUUCAUGGUUUUCAUGAUAACGUAGCAGUGAACUUCCUCAUCGCCGGCCACACAAAGUUUUCACCGGACUGGUGUUUUGGCCUGCUUAAGCAGAGAUACCGAAAGUGCGUAGUCAGCUGCCUGGGGGAUCUUGAAGAGGUUGUUCGCACCAGUACAAGGAGUGGUGUG
Messenger RNA from Patiria miniata (bat star), 1095 nucleotides. RefSeq lists its product as uncharacterized. The annotation marks the transcript as partial. The record is from RefSeq and is a predicted model, not a curated record. Lineage: Eukaryota; Metazoa; Echinodermata; Asteroidea; Valvatida; Asterinidae. The transcript has 3 exons.